GGAGGGGAAGGUGGAGCUGGCGGGGCGGGCUGCACUCCAUGUGUCUCGGGGGCAGAGGGCGGCGGCUGUGGAUUACACGCUGCGGGACCGGUCGCCCAGAGCAGGGCCGGGAUCUGCAGCCGCGGCCGGAGCUGCGCCCGCGGCCCCAGCCGAGCGGGGGACACAGUACCUAAAAAGAAACACUGCGUUGAUUUUAUCUCACAAUGGAAUUUCAGAAGUCACCCGAUGGAGGAUGGGGCUGGGUGAUUGUGGUCGUCUCCUUCUUCACUCAGUUCCUCUGUUAUGGAUCCCCAUUAGCUGUUGGGGUCUUGUACAUAGAAUGGUUGGAUGCCUUUGGUGAAGGAAAAGGAAAAACAGCCUGGGUGGGAUCCCUGGCAAGCGGAGUCGGCUUGCUUGCAAGUCCUGUGUGCAGUGUCUGUGUCUCAUCUUUCGGAGCGAGGCCCGUCACGAUCUUCAGUGGCUUCCUCGUGGCUGGAGGCCUGAUGUUGAGCAGUCUGGCCCCCAAUAUCUGCUUUCUGCUAUUUUCCUAUGGCAUCAUUGUAGGUCUCGGAUGUGGCUUAUUAUACACCGCGACAGUGACCAUUACGUGCCAGUAUUUUGACAGUCGCCGAGGCCUCGCACUCGGCCUGAUUUCAACAGGUUCAAGUGUGGGCCUUUUCAUCUACGCCGCACUGCAGAAGGUAUUGAUCGAGUUCUAUGGCCUCGACGGGUGCCUGCUUAUCGUGGGCGCUUUAGCUUUAAACAUACUAGCCUGCGGCAGUCUGAUGAGGCCCUUGCAGUCCUCCGACCGUUGUUUUCCUGAAAAGACAGCUCCAGAGAUUGUCCCAGAUACAUACUCCAUGUACAAUGAGAAAGAGAAGAGCCUGGAAGAAAAUAUGAACCUGGACAGGGGCUACGGUAGCGAAGAUAAAUGCAAUAGCCCCUUGCCAAACAGUGACUGGACACGGGAGACUUGCCUUCCUAAAAACCUCACAGCCGCAGCGCACACCAAGGAGCCCGAGCCGUACAAAAAGGUCGUGGAACAGACUUAUUUUUGCAAGCAGCUUGCCAAGAGGAAAUGGCAGUUAUAUAGGAACUACUGCGGCGAGACAGUGUCUCUUUUUAAAAACAAAGUCUUCUCCGCACUUUUCAUCGCCAUCUUGCUGUUUGACAUCGGAGGGUUUCCGCCCUCGCUACUCAUGGAGGAUGUAGCGCGGAGUUCGAACGUGAUGGAAGAAGAUCGCGCCAUGCCACUCAUCUCUAUUUUUGGCAUCAUGACAGCCGUGGGCAAACUUCUUUUAGGCAUCCUGGCUGACUUCAAGUGGGUCAAUACCUUGUAUCUCUACGUAGCCACCUUGAUUAUCACCGGCCUGGCCUUGUGUGCAAUCCCCCUUGCCAAGAGUUACGUCACCCUGGCGAUUCUUUCUGGGAUCUUGGGUUUUCUUACUGGCAAUUGGUCCAUCUUCCCGUAUGUGACCACGAAGACUGUGGGGAUUGACAAACUAGCUCACGCCUAUGGAAUACUCAUGUUUUUUGCUGGACUUGGCAAUAGCCUCGGGCCACCCAUAGUUGGCUGGUUCUAUGACUGGACUCAGACCUACGACAUCGCCUUUUAUUUCAGCGGCUUCUGUGUCCUCCUGGGAGGCUUCAUCCUGCUGUUUGCCGCCUUGCCCUGUUGGGAUACCUGCAACAAGAGACUCCCCAAGCCGGUGCCAACAACCUUUUUCUAUAAAGUUGCCUCUAAUGUUUAGAGGGCUAUUAAAGGCAUUAUUUUCUCUAUUUUUCUACUUUAUACCAUGCAGCAAUGUAUGUAUGCAUGAAUGUAUGUAUGUGACAAAUUGU
Molecule: messenger RNA, 1821 nt
Organism: Acomys russatus (golden spiny mouse)
Lineage: Eukaryota; Metazoa; Chordata; Mammalia; Rodentia; Muridae
Gene: Slc16a9
Product: solute carrier family 16 member 9
Exons: 6
Coding region: 204-1730 (508 amino acids)
Biological process (GO): transmembrane transport; monocarboxylic acid transport
Molecular function (GO): monocarboxylic acid transmembrane transporter activity
Source: RefSeq, a predicted model, not a curated record